GAAAAAAAAGGUGGGAGUCGUAUUGGGGUGGUGGGCAGACGUUGAAAAGCUUUUCCGAUGAAAACUAUGAAAACUGAGAAAAAAAUGGGGAAUUUAGCGAUUAAUCUCAACAACUUUGUAACGUUGACAGGUAGACGCAAACAGCAAGGCGAUUUAUAAAACCCAACUCCUCCUCUCUCACUCUUUGUGCUCUCCGCCUCUUCUUUCCUCGACUCUAUCGAAACCGCUUCCAAUGGCUUCUUUUACUGUAUUCACCUCCACUCCUCUUUCAACUUCUUUCAAGAACGCCCAGGUACCACUUCGUGGGAUCUCUAAUGUCAAGUCUGUUAGCUUCCCAUCACCUAUGAUGCGCGGCCGAUCAUCGCGAUUCUGCAUUUCCUGUGCGGCCAAACCGGAGACGGUGGACAAAGUUUGUGAAAUAGUGAGGAAGCAACUGGCACUUUCUGAUGAUUCUUCCGUCACAGGAGACUCGAAGUUCUCGGCACUCGGAGCUGAUUCUCUGGACACGGUCGAGAUAGUGAUGGGACUGGAGGAGGAGUUUGGUAUCAGCGUGGAAGAAGAAAGCGCUCAAAAUAUCAGCACGGUUCAGGACGCCGCCGAUCUUAUCGAGAAGCUCAAGGAGAAGGAAGCUGCUGCUUAGAAUGUUGCAAUAUUGUUAAAGUUUAUUUUGUGGUUAUAAUGGGAGAAGAAUUAAAACUUGAGAAAUCUAAUAUCAUGUGAUGAAAAUCCUUGUCUUAUUAA
This is a messenger RNA of Hibiscus syriacus, 741 nucleotides long. RefSeq names its product acyl carrier protein 1, chloroplastic-like. The coding region runs from base 233 to 640 and encodes 135 amino acids. Lineage: Eukaryota; Viridiplantae; Streptophyta; Magnoliopsida; Malvales; Malvaceae. Gene Ontology annotation, biological process: fatty acid biosynthetic process. The transcript is spliced from 4 exons. Gene Ontology annotation, molecular function: acyl carrier activity; phosphopantetheine binding. The record is from RefSeq and is a predicted model, not a curated record.